GCUUUUGCGCGUCUCAUACCGCUACUGACAUCAUGGCGGGCCAGACAGUCAUUGCAGGAAUUGUGUGCCUUUUCGUCUUAACUCUCGCCUCCGAAAAACGUAUUUUGCUGAAUGACCCCGCGUAUGUGUCCCAGCAACUCACCCAUCUCCAGUCGGAGCUACAGGAGCUACGAGUCAAGGCUGAGAACCAAGAGCAGACCGUGUCCACUUUUCAACUGACCGUAUCUACCCUCCAACAGACCGUUAACAAUCAGCAACAAAACAUAAGCAGUCAACAGCAGACGAUUUCUACCCUUGAACAAACCGUUUCAAACCAGCAUUCCGUCCUUACGAACAUACCACAGGAAAGUGGUAAAGGCGUGGUGUACACCAGAUGGGGAAGGAAGAGCUGUCCCAAGAACAGUGACACACAACUCGUUUAUUAUGGAUACGUUGGUGGUUCAAACUACCAUGACCAAGGAGGAGCCGCCAAUGCCCUCUGUAUGCCGUCGGAUCCGAUCUGGGGUCCAUACAAGAAUACGCAUCUUCGGACGCAAGCCUAUCUCUUCGGUGCGGAAUAUGCAGACACAACUAUUUUCGGAAUGCCAAACCUCGACGAAGACGUGCCUUGCGCUGUAUGUAGAAACACGGCAUACUCAAUAAUCACGAUGAUACCCGGGCGGAACAUUUGCUAUCCGGGAUGGACCGAGGCCUACCGCGGCAUCCUUACAGCUGGUUAUCCGGCUGACCCUUCCGCAACCCAGUACCAGUGUACGGACGAACACCCUGAAGCGACCGCAGGAGGAGGAAGCAGAAACGACCCAGGGAUAUCAGUGUUCGCUGUCUGGUCGAAGUGUGGAUCCCUUGCAUGUCCACCAUACGAAGAUAACAAGGCUUUGUCCUGUGUUGUGUGUAUGAUCUAAAAUAAAUA
This is a messenger RNA of Mizuhopecten yessoensis (Yesso scallop), 910 nucleotides long. RefSeq names its product short-chain collagen C4-like. The record is from RefSeq and is a predicted model, not a curated record. The transcript is spliced from 3 exons. Lineage: Eukaryota; Metazoa; Mollusca; Bivalvia; Pectinida; Pectinidae. Bases 33 to 902 code for a protein of 289 amino acids.